UCUUGUUAGGACCAUGAGGAAAGUUUCCACUGUGAGUGUCAGAGCGCAGGGCACUUGCGGGUCCAGAUUUUUAGGCGUUGCACCCCAGAAUGGUUUUUGCGUGACCGCAGCGGGGACUGUGAUGGAUGGAGACGUAGAUGGAGGUAAGAGAUCUGUGAAAGCCGUCAGAAAGAGGGGCGUGGAUGGACGGGUGCGCCGCUUUGAGGAGAUCCCCCACACGGGGAGGAACGGUUGGAUCAACCUGGUGAAGUUCUGGAGGGAUAAUCGUUUCCAGCAGCUCCACAAGCACAUGGAGGGGACCUUCAACGCCCUUGGCCCCAUCUACAGGGAGAGCGUGGGCACUCUGAACAGUGUGAACAUCUUGAUGCCAUCGGACAUCAGCGAGCUGUUCCAGUCGGAGGGGCUGCACCCUCGGCGGAUGACCCUGCAGCCGUGGGCAACGCAUCGGGAGACACGCAACCACAGCAAGGGACUCUUCCUCAAGAAUGGCGAGGAGUGGAGAUCUGACCGCCUCCAGCUCAACAAGGAGGUGAUGUUGAGUGCCGCCGUGAAGCGCUUUCUGCCCCUCCUUGAUGAAGUGGCGAAGGACUUCUGCAGAAUGCUGCAGAUGAGAGUGGAGAGGGAGGGAAGAGGAGAGGAGGGGAAGCGCAGCCUCACCAUCGAUCCCAGUCCUGACCUUUUCCGAUUCGCGCUGGAAGCCAGCUGUCACGUCAUUUACGGAGAGCGUAUUGGCCUCUUCUCCUCGUCUCCUUCCCCGGAGUCUCAGAAGUUCAUCUGGGCAGUGGAGCGAAUGCUGACGACCACCCAACCUCUCCUCUACCUCCCCCUUCGCCUGCUGCUCCGAAUAGGUGCCCCUUUGUGGACCCAGCACGCCACAGCAUGGGACCACAUCUUCAGUCAUGCUGAGGCGAGGAUCCAGAAGGCCUACCAGCGCCUGACGUCCUCCCAGGGUCAGGGGUCUUUGAGCGGGGGCCAGUACACUGGAGUUCUGGGGCAACUAAUGGAGAAAGGGCAGCUAUCUUUAGACCUGAUCAAAGCUAACAUCACUGAGCUGAUGGCUGGAGGCGUUGACACGACAGCCGUCCCCCUGCAGUUUGCUCUGUUUGAGCUGGGACGCAACCCAGAGGUUCAGGACAUGGUUAGGCAGCAGGUGAGGACAUCAUGGGCGCAGGCGGGCGGGGAUCCUCAGAGAGCCCUGCAGGGGGCACCGCUUCUGAAAGCCACAAUCAAAGAAGUUCUCAGGUUGUACCCAGUGGGGAUAACGGUGCAGAGGUAUCCAGUCAAAGAUAUUGUUCUCCAGAACUACCACAUACCUGCAGGGACGAUGGUCCAGGCCUGUCUGUACCCGAUGGGGAGGAGUGUCCUGGUGUUCGAGGAUCCACUGCGCUUCCAUCCCAGCCGCUGGAUCAGCAGCAGGGAGGACGGCCGGAGAGGGGAGGGGGCCGCGUUUCGCUCACUGGCCUUUGGGUUCGGGGCGAGGCAGUGCGUCGGGAGGAGGAUCGCUGAGAACGAGAUGCAACUGCUGCUCAUGCAUAUCCUGCUGAACUUCCAUCUCAGCGUGCCGUCCUCAGAGGACCUGAAAACCACUGUCACCCUCAUCCUGCAGCCUGAGACGCCACCAAAGAUCAGCUUCAGCAAGCUCUGACACAAACAUGGACGUGCGUUUUGAAUCGGAAACAUUUAUUCACACAGUUUAAUCU
Molecule: messenger RNA, 1700 nt
Organism: Nematolebias whitei (Rio pearlfish)
Lineage: Eukaryota; Metazoa; Chordata; Actinopteri; Cyprinodontiformes; Rivulidae
Product: cytochrome P450 11B, mitochondrial
Exons: 9
Coding region: 14-1645 (543 amino acids)
Biological process (GO): cellular response to peptide hormone stimulus; cortisol metabolic process; cholesterol metabolic process
Cellular component (GO): mitochondrial inner membrane
Molecular function (GO): heme binding; monooxygenase activity; oxidoreductase activity, acting on paired donors, with incorporation or reduction of molecular oxygen
Source: RefSeq, a predicted model, not a curated record